AUGACUUUACAAGAUGAAGUGAACUCAUUUACAGAAAUGAGAUACCCACCGGCGCUGGAGAUCAUUGUGAAUAACGCUUCAGUGCUAUACAAGCGGAAGAAGUACUUCUUGGAAGAUAUACGACGAAUAUGCCAUGUAAUGGGGUUUGUUAUCAUAGCCAUCGUGUACCUUCGAGAUCUUUCAUUCUUGAGGUUUGUGGUGCGGGCGCUCACACAGUAUUUCAUAUCUAACCCUUACUCCAAAAUGAACGAACGGAUGGUAAUCCCCGAUGAAAUCAAAAGAAUUCGUGCCAAGGCCCUUCUUAUCGGAAUCUUAGGGUCCAACACAUUUUGCAUUCUUACACAUUUGCUCUUUGGUGUGUACACCAAGAGUCCAUCCGACCGUGACAUCGUUACUGGUGGUACUGGAGGUGCUGCUGGGUAUCUUUAUGGUAGUAUGACCGUGCAAUUCAUUGGAGAAAGUCUCCCAUUUUCAAGAUUUGAGUUGAUCUUGAUGGACUUGGUUAUUUUACUCAUUCAAGUGACAUACCAUAGUCUUAUGUGUGUCAUUGAUGUGAGUAGUGUUUUGGAGCCCAAAAGGGACUUGUUAGAUGAAGGCAAUGCUAGCUAUGAAGCUGAUGGAUACGGUGGUAAUGUUGAUCUUGUAGACAUUGAUGUUAUUGCAAAUGUUCGUUUAGUGCUAGGAUAUUCCGACAGAGCAGAGAUGCCUCCUCAAUUAGUCGAAUUUUGGUGGGGUAGACAAGGUCGUCAACAAAGAGAAUCUGGUGAAGUACUCGGAACCAAUACCCCUGCUGCCCCUCAACGUAUCCCGGGCUCAUUCCCCACGUCAAGCGUGUUUGUAUGA
[Candida] anglica is the source of this 843-nucleotide messenger RNA. The record is from the annotation of a GenBank genome assembly. Lineage: Eukaryota; Fungi; Ascomycota; Pichiomycetes; Serinales; Debaryomycetaceae.